UAAUGGUUCCGCACGGAUAUAUGGAAAGAUUUAUCCAACAUACAGUUUCCUCUGUGGUUGACAUCAACAUUAUUUAAGGUGUGUAAGCGCGGCGCCCAGACAGCGCCACCAGGUGUACGAGAAUGAGCCUGGGAGGACAACCAAGAGGUGUUGACCCGGCGGCCCUGCAGGAGCACCUCUGGGGCCUGUGGAACAGGAAAGAGCAGGAGGAGCUGCGGCAGUUUUUAGCGGGCAGUUUCUCGCAGAUGCAGGAGCCCUUGUCUGGUCUGCUGGACCUCCUGGAGGGUUGCGUUCCCGUCCAAAAGGGCAAGACCACCACUCCGAACCAGUUGAUCCUCUCAGAGUUUAUGCGCUGGAGGACCAGUAAUCCCCAGGCCAGUCUGAAUGUCCUGAGGGAGGAAGAGCGACUGCGCCUCCAGCAGCAAGCGCUGGGUCUCCUCACAGACUCUCAUCCCGGGUUCAUGGACCCCCUGCUGGAGCUGUACCAGCUGAGCUCGCUGAGGAAACCACUGCUGCUGGAGCACGUGUUCCUCCUGCAGGACCUCUGCUGCUUCAAAGAGGCGUUGGUGUUCAGUGUCAAAGUGGAGCUCCAGAAGGAUCUGGACAUGGAGAAGAUGUGUGUGCCGGUCAUCCUCCUGGACAAGCUGUCUCUGGCGGAGCUGUACGUGCGGGAUCACCCCGAGCUGCAGCGGCGGCUGCUCGCACUGCUGGACUCCUGGUGCGACCCCGGCUUCUGCAUGCAGGCUCUGCUCAGUCAGCACCCAUACCUGGUUCUGUCCAAGCAUCAGACGGACCAGAUUCAGCCCAAGCUGCUCAGUAAGCAUGUCUUCAGACUCAUGGAGAAGUUCUGCAUUGACCCAGGUCUGUGCUCUAACUCUGUCUACAAGAGGAAGCUGGACUCACUGAGGUUUCUCAUGUACAAAACCUUUGGUGAGAAAGGUAUGUCUGAAGAGAACUGGAGAGACCAUGUUCAGGCUAUGAUUGAAGGUAAUCUAGAGCUCCAGGUUCAGUUGGUGCAGCUGUUGGUUAAACACUGUAGCCUCCAGACUGCGGCCCAGUGGGCUGCACAUUACAGCGUACCCAGAAACAGGCUUCCAAUAGGAGUCUGGGACAAAAUUCAGAGCCUUUCCCCCAAGGAGCGAGAGAUGUGUGCUGUAAGCGGCCCACCGGAGCCCUGGACACCCCUUCAGUCUGAUCAGAAAAAAUACUACCAGAUGCCUCUAGCCAGAGAAAACGUCCACUUUGUAGAGACAUUAGAUAAAAUUGAGCAGUGCAGAAAAGCUGUUUUAAAGCCUGGCUGUGUGGUGGGAAUUGACAUGGAGUGGAGAGCUGGUUUUGGCACGGUGUCGCCUCAGCGCGUGGCUCUGAUCCAGCUGGCCCUACAGGAACAGGUGUUUCUGCUGGACCUUUGUGCUCAUGCCAUCAGCCACCACAGCAUCACAGUGGACUUCAUCAGGGCUCUGCUGUCAGACAACAGCAUCAUUAAACUCGGUUAUGGGAUGUCUGGAGACUUGCGGAGUCUGGUCAGCACGUGGCCUGAGCUCAGGGAAGAGCCAAUGAAGAUGGAAGGAGUUCUGGACCUUCUCCACGUCCAUCAGGAGCUUCAGCGGUGCCGGUUAGGGAACAAAGGGUGUCGGUCAGUGGAAGUUUGUGAGGGACCGGCAGAGAAGGGCCUGAGUCUGCUAGUACAGCAGGUGUUGGGAAAACCACUGAACAAAACUGAGCAACUGUCCAACUGGGAACGCCGGCCACUCCGGACCAGCCAACUCCGCUAUGCUGCCGCUGAUGCGUACUGCCUGCUGAACGUCUACCUUGUCCUCUCCCGGGACCCGAAGGCAUAUGGUUUGCCAGAGGACCUCUGCUCCAUUCCCUCAGCCCAACUGGCCAAGAGCCGGGAGGAGAAGAAACCCAAAGAGAAGAACAAGCAGUCUAAAAGAAGAGAGGCUCGGCAAAAGGCGAACGAGCCCCAGUCUGUGGAGAAGGACUGUUUUAAGUAUCCGGAGUACCAAGGGCCCACCAUCACGCCGCCAGAUCUGCGAGUGGUCUGUGAUAACAUGCUGCAGGGUCUGGGACGUUUUUUGCGAUGUCUGGGGGUGGACGUCAAGAUGCUGGAAAACACAGAUGACCAUAAAGUAGCAGCGGAGCUGGCCCGUGCUGAAGGUCGUGUCAUCCUCACCGCAGGUCAGCCCUACCAAACACUACGGUCACAGGUCGGAGAGGGCCGCUGCCUGAUUUUGGACUGCUCAGAAAAGGCACGUGACCAGGCCGUGCACGUUCUCAGACAUUUCCAUGUCCGCCUAACCCCUGCAGACAUCUUCAGUCGAUGCCAGGCUUGCAACUGUAACGAGUACUUUAAGCUGUCCCGAGAGAAAAUGACCCGCAUGAUGAAAGAGAGAGGUCUUCUUCAGGACAUCGUAUCUAAGCGGGAUGACUGCGAACCGCAGGAUGAAGCACAAGAGGAUUACAAUAGCUGGAGGCCCCCAGAGGGCCCCGAGUUCACCCCUCAUUGCCGCUGGGCCCCCGACACGGCCCUGGACCCCCAGACCUUCAGAUUCCCCAGCGGGGCCGAAGUUCAGCUGGAGACGGUUCCCCCAGGCCUCCUUCCCCGGAUCCCCGUGUACUUCAUCUGCACCGGCUGUGGAAAGGUGUUCUGGGAGGGGACGCACUACGACCGGGUGCUGUCCCAGUUCCAGAAGGUCCUGCACGUCAGCGGAAGCCUCGCAUGAGAUCGACCGCGAGAGAGUCCAGGUGUAAUGAACUCUCGCUGU
This is a messenger RNA of Rhinichthys klamathensis goyatoka, 2768 nucleotides long. It is a transcript of the gene exd3, whose product is annotated as exonuclease 3'-5' domain containing 3. Gene Ontology annotation, biological process: nucleobase-containing compound metabolic process. Lineage: Eukaryota; Metazoa; Chordata; Actinopteri; Cypriniformes; Leuciscidae. The transcript has 20 exons. The coding region runs from base 123 to 2726 and encodes 867 amino acids. Gene Ontology annotation, molecular function: 3'-5' exonuclease activity; nucleic acid binding. The record is from RefSeq and is a predicted model, not a curated record.